AUGGCAUAUGCUUUACAGAAAUAUAACGACGACGAGGGUCUUGCUGGGGAGAUGCGUUUUGUGUUUGAUGAAAGUAAAGACGAAGUUUUCAUUAUUGAAGGAAACAUGAACUCCUAUGAACACUUCAACUUUACAGCUAAGCAGGCUGGUUCCACUGUUCUAUUCUUUGCUGAAGUGAUCCCAGACGAAGGAGAACUCUGUAAUGUUCUUUGCUGCAAGCCUUUGGAUUCUGAUGACAAUGGACAUUGCUUUGGUUGUAAGAAUCAAGGUUCCGUGGACUUGAGGCAUCCAGCUGGCGAAAGUUUGUAUGUUGGAGGUCAUGUGGAUUGCGAGUUCCCAUUUAUGUGGGAUAGUAUCAGUGAGGAUGACUCUGAUUGAGAGGGAAGAUGUCCUAGAUGGCCAUAAAGAAUGUCUGAUGGGGGCGUUGGUCUUCUUCUGUUAUUCUCCAAAUUUUAACGUCUAUGUGGUGCCACUUUUGUUUGGAAUUGGAGGGCGUGUAUAAAUACGUUACACUAGCUAUAAUUACUUCGGAAUUCAUAAGGCACGAACAUUCUCUCAUCUGCCUUGCAGCGUGACUGGGCUGCACAGUGAUCUGUGUGAGCGGGUUGUGAUCGCGCAGCGGCGGUGAUUGGGACGUGACGAGUUAAUAAUGUGUCAUGCAUUGACUGGGUGGCGCUAAGCUCCUGUCAAGCACACCAAUUUCCUAAUUACUUUUGGUAUUCAUACGUUGCU
Messenger RNA from Triticum dicoccoides, 732 nucleotides. RefSeq lists its product as uncharacterized. The record is from RefSeq and is a predicted model, not a curated record. The transcript is spliced from 4 exons. Bases 1 to 378 code for a protein of 125 amino acids. NCBI's taxonomy places the organism in Eukaryota, Viridiplantae, Streptophyta, Magnoliopsida, Poales, Poaceae.